Molecule: messenger RNA, 669 nt
Organism: Ostreococcus lucimarinus CCE9901
Lineage: Eukaryota; Viridiplantae; Chlorophyta; Mamiellophyceae; Mamiellales; Bathycoccaceae
Exons: 1
Coding region: 1-669 (222 amino acids)
Biological process (GO): rRNA base methylation
Cellular component (GO): nucleolus; small-subunit processome
Molecular function (GO): rRNA binding; rRNA (pseudouridine) methyltransferase activity
Source: RefSeq, a predicted model, not a curated record
AUGGAGCCGCCGCCGCCGGACGACGACGCGAACCGCAAGGACGGCGGGUACGUCUUCGUCCUCGAGCUCGCGACGCUCGAGACGGCCAAGGUUGGGAAAGGGUACGCGAUUCUGAAUUGCGACGACCACGCAAACUUCAUCCGUCGACACGGGAAACAGCCGGGCGAUCACCGACCGGACAUCUGCCAUCAGGCGCUGCUGGCGAUAUUGGACUCGCCGCUGAACAAGGCUGGGAUGGUGAAGGCGAUAUACGUGAACACGCAGAAGAACGUGCUGUUCAGGGUGUCGCCGAAGACGCGCGUGCCGCGGACGUUUAAGCGGUUUUGCGGAUUGAUGGUGCAGUUGUUGCAGAAAUUGAGCGUACGGUCGUCGAACGGACCGGAAAAAUUGAUGCAGGUGGUGAAACAGCCGGUGACGAAGUACUUCCCGGCGGGAGCGAGAAGGGUGGGGUUUUCGUUUAGCGCGCCCGAGGUGAAGAAAUUGCCCGAAUACGUCGAGGCGCUGCCGGAGGACGCGGCGGUGGUGUUUACGAUCGGGGCGAUGGCGCACGGGAAGGUUGAUGUGGCGUACACGGAUGAUUUUAUAUCCGUGUCGCGGUAUCCGCUCAGCGCGGCGUGCUGCAUCGGGAGGAUAUGCAACGCGUUGGAGCUGAAGCACGACAUCGUGUGA